AUGGCUGCCCAAUUGAACCCCACUCAAGUCAGGAUGAAACAAUCGCCCCCGAUUGACAUCACUAAGCCAUGUAGCGAUUCAUGGGUCAAGGGCAGGCACAUCCUGAUCACCGGCGGCGUUGGCGGGUUCGGGGCCGGGUUUGCAGCGAGAUGGGCCGCUGCCGGGGCGUCGAUCGUGGUUGGCGACAUCAAUGUUGCAAAGGGUGAGGAGUUCGUCAACAGCCUUCGCGAAGAACUCGGUAAUCCGAACAUCCACUUUGUCCGCUGCAAUGUCACCGAGUGGGACUCUCAAGUUGCCUUCUUCAAAGAGUCCCUGAAACUCUCCCCACACGGCGGUAUCGAUGCCGUCGUUGCCAACGCAGGCAUAGCAAAACCAGAUGACCUCGCAAAUCCCUAUGAUCUCGGCCUCGACGAGCCGCGACGCCCGGAUCUCAGUGUCACGGACGUGAACCUGUACGGAGUGCUCUACACCGUGCAUCUAGCCAUGUUCUACCUUCCGAAGAACCCGGGUUCCGUGCCCUCAUCGCCUGACCGCGAUCCCAGCGGCACCACGCGGGAUCGCCACAUCCUGCUCGUCGGCUCGAUGGCCUCUCUAGCUCCCAUCGCCGUCCAGCCGCAGUACGGCGCCGCGAAGCAUGGCGUGCUCGGCCUCUUCCGCUCCCUGCGGUCGACCACCUUCGUCCACGGCGUGCGCAUCAACAUGAUCUGCCCUUACUUCGUCGAGACGUCCAUAGUCACCCGUCCAGCGCGUGUGCUGCUCGCCGGCACCGGCUUGGGCCAGGUCGGCGACGUCGUCGAGGCCGCUACAAGGCUCACCGCAGACGCGAGCAUUUGCGGGCGUGCCCUCUGCAUCGGACCGCCUGCCAAGUCCAUGAGGGAUGCUAACGGUAUCUUGAUCCCUGCCGUUCGCGAAGAUGCAGAGGGUGCCGAUGGCCCGGAGACCGGUAUCUGGGAAUGCUAUGCUGAGGACUUCCAGCUGGUUGAGACGUGGACGAGGAGGUGGGUCAUAAUAUUCAGUUACAUCGAGGCUGCUAGGGGCUGGGCAGGUUGGGGGAGAGACGUCGUCAGGGCUGUGUUCGGAGUGUAA
Molecule: messenger RNA, 1086 nt
Organism: Lasiodiplodia theobromae
Lineage: Eukaryota; Fungi; Ascomycota; Dothideomycetes; Botryosphaeriales; Botryosphaeriaceae
Product: Bacilysin biosynthesis oxidoreductase bacc
Exons: 2
Coding region: 1-1086 (361 amino acids)
Cellular component (GO): cytoplasm
Molecular function (GO): oxidoreductase activity, acting on the CH-OH group of donors, NAD or NADP as acceptor
Source: RefSeq, a predicted model, not a curated record